GUUCGAGAGCGAGCUGGGCGUUCAGGUGCUGCAGGACGGGUUCGACGUCGCGGACGUGGAGGUGGAGGGGGACGGGAUCGAGGACCCUGAGAAGAGCAAGCGGUCCCUGAGCUUGGAGCUGGCCGAAAGACGCCUGCGGCCGCGAGGGCGCUAUCUGUUGAUGCUCAAGCGGUUGGGGCUCAACCUGUGGCGGCACGAGCUCAAGCUAUCACAUUGCCAGUCGCCGGGGCCGACAGCGCCCAUGAAGGCGAAGUGGGUGGAGACGGGCAGAGCCGUAGCGGCGUGGAAGACGGGCCUUCAGCCCUUGGAGCGACCUGUGACACAGCAGAGCGGGCCUUCAGCUCGGGACUCCAAGGCUCACCCCGCCACCUCAGAGGUGACGAGCCUUCAGCUCGAGAAUCGGGGGCCGAGCGCGCAGAAGGCGGGCCUUCAGUCCGAGGAACUUCCAGCGAGGGAGAAGAAGUUGGAGAUGCACUUCUCGUUCGUGGAUCGCGCUGGAAUCCUCCACGUUAGCUCGGGGGGGGUCGCGGUCAACGAUGCUGGCGGCGUGGCUGCGCCGACGGAUUGGUCUGGGUCAGAAUCUGUGGUGCAACGCGAGCUGGACAAAUUGUUUUCUGUCGAAGGACUGGUGCGCGUCGACCUUGACGGAGACGUGUGCCUUGCGAAGAUUAUUGAGUGCCGCGGGGUGACCCUGGACCUUUUCGCGCUGGCGGACGAGGUGGUCGUCUCAGACGCUCCUUUGAUUGCCAUUCGACACCUGUCCGAACAGAUGGCCGUGGACGCCAUGGCUGAGGCGCAUGGCACAGACGUUCGGGCUGGCGGAACAUUCGGUUACGGAGAUGCCAUCGAGGGCGAACAGCUCGACGCGGUGGAGGGCCCGGGCUCAACCCGGUUCCCGGGCGUGGUGGCGGUGUUGAACGAGGAGAAGGGAUUCGGCGCGAUCGCGUGCCGUCUCGGUUCCAUCUUUUCCCGCGAAGCGCAGUUCGCGCUGGUGGUCGACGGCUUCAAGCAGGCCCCCGCGCUGGCGGAGUCCAUGGGGUGCGUGGGCAACGAAGAUGAGGAUGCUGUAGUGAAGAUGG
Molecule: messenger RNA, 1079 nt
Organism: Prorocentrum cordatum
Lineage: Eukaryota; Dinophyceae; Prorocentrales; Prorocentraceae
Source: the annotation of a GenBank genome assembly